AACUCAGCACACUCAGAGAGAGAGAGCUGCUCGUCUCACCUGACCGGACAACGACUGUACCCACAGGUAUAUGUUUGUCCGUCUGCAGGAGGAGGCAAGGAAGCAGGAAGGAAGCAGGAAGGAAGCAGGAAGAAGGCAGGAAGGAAGCAGGAAGGAAGCAGGAAGGCAGGAAGGAAGCAGGAAGGAAGCAGGAAGGAAGGAUGAGGAGGAGAGCGGAGCAGAAGGAGGACAGUGCAGAACCCAUCGCAAUGGAGAAAGACUACGGCAGCAUCACCACGAAUGCACCUGUUCAGCGUCCUGACAGGAACGUCUUCAGUGACGGGACGAGUAGAGUUGAUUUUGUGUUGGUGUGGGAGGAGCCCCUGAGCUCACAGGAGGAGGAGAGGAAAGGACUUGGCCUCACCCACAAGAAGUGGAGGAUGGCGUUUUUGAACAAACUGAGAGACUCCGGGUUGCUGCAGGAGACGAAAGAGGUCCUGGAGGUCAAGACCAAGAUCUGUUUCGUCCUCCUCAGUGCUCCCUGGAAUGUCCUCUGUUACUACGCCGAGGAGAUAACCCUGAGAGUCCCUCUGCAGGUGGUCACCGCUCCGAGCACUAACUGGUCUGCGCGGGUCUUGUCCCGGCUGUCCCUCCCCAACCCCAUGUCCCAGGACGUCCCCAACCCCCCACUGGACUUCCACACGUGUCAGUUCAGAAACAACAAGCUGCAGAGGUUUCUGGGCAGCGACAACAAAGAGAAGUUCUUCAAGACGACACAAAGACACCAGGUGCUCUAUGAGAUCCUGGCCAGGACCCCAUACGGGUCUGUGACGAGGGGGGAGGUGGGGAUCGACCGCCUGCUGUCGGAGCAGGUCUUCACUGCUGGCUACCCGCUGCACGAGGGCGGUUUCAAUAUGCCGACGCCCCCCGUGCCCCUCAAGUCCUGGGAUCUGAGAGAGAUCCUGUAUUUCUACUGGGCCACGUGGUCCUCCUGGCGACACUACCAGCCUCUGGACCACAUCAGGGAAUACUUCGGGGAGAAGAUCGCGCUUUACUUCGCCUGGCUGGGUUUCUACACCGGAUGGCUGCUGCCGGCGUCCCUGGUGGGGACCGUGGUCUUCCUGUUUGGGUUCUGGCUCAUGGCCACGGACGUUCCAGCGAAGGAGUUGUGUGACAGUGGAAACAGCUUCCCCAUGUGUUCUCUCUGUCACAUCUGCUCCGACUGGAACUACUCCAGCAUCUGUCUCACCUACAAGGCCGGCAUCUUGUUUGAUAACGGAGGAACAGUGUUCUUCAGUGUCUUUAUGUCUCUGUGGGCCGUCACCUUUCUGGAGUACUGGAAGAGGACUUGUUUAUUCCUAUCUCACCGCUGGGACUGCUCAGAGUUCCAGGACAUUGAGGAGAGACCUCGCCCAGAGUUCACCGCCAUGGCACCGAUGACUAUGAAGAGCCCGGUGACCGGAGCAGAGGAACCUUACUUCCCUGAGAAGCAACGACUCAACAGAACAAUGACUGGCUGCAUGGUCAUAAUCCUCAUGGUUGUUGUGGUGCUGGUGUUCCUCAUGGCCAUCAUUCUGUAUCGCAGCAUCCUCACAGUCUUCAUCUACAAGUCUGGCGGCUUCUUAACCGGCUGGGCUGGGAGGGUGGCCAGUAUCUCCAGCUCCGUGUUGAACCUGAUCGUCAUCCUCUUGUUGUCGAGGGUCUACAUGUCUCUCGCCCACAUCCUCACCCGCUGGGAGAUGCACCGGACUCAGUCUAAAUAUGAAGACAUGUUCAUCCUCAAGGUCUUCAUCUUCCAGUUCAUCAACUUCUACUCGACUCCUAUUUACAUCGCCUUCUUCAAAGGCAGGUUCAUCGGUUACCCCGGAAACUACCAAACUCUGUUUGGAUUUCGCAACGAAGAGUGUGGACCAGGUGGAUGUCUCAUUGAACUGGCUCAGGAGUUACUGGUCAUCAUGGUGGGAAAGCAACUGAUCAACAACACCCAGGAGUUCUUUGGCCCGAAGUUGACGGUCUGGUGGCAGAAGAGGAAGUUAGGUCAUCAGCUUAGGGAGGUGAAGGAGGAGGGAGGAGAGGAGGAGAGGAGGGAGGACAAGCAGGAGGAAGAGCAGGGGGAUUCUCCCUGGGAGGCCGACUACCAACUGCUGGUCUAUGAAGGGCUCUUCAGCGAAUACCUGGAGAUGGUGAUCCAGUUUGGUUUCAUCACCAUCUUCGUGGCAGCGUGUCCUCUGGCUCCUCUCUUCGCUCUCAUCAACAACUGGGUGGAGAUCCGUCUGGAUGCUCAGAAGUUCGUGACGGAGUAUCGGCGCCCGGUGGCCGAGCGGGCUCAGGACAUCGGCAUCUGGUUUCCCAUCCUGCAGUUCAUCUCCCACAUAGCCGUCCUCACCAACGCGUUCCUCAUCGCGUUUACCUCGUCCUUCCUACCGCGGCUCUACUACGGCUACACUAGAGACGAAACACUGACCGGGUACAUCAACUUUACCCUGGCAACGUCACCAGGCAACUACAGACAGACACAACCACCUUGCAGGUAUCGGAGUUUCAGGAAUGCAGACGGUGAUUACCUCCCAGAAUACUUUCACCUUCUCGCCAUCCAAAUGGCGUUUGUCAUCGUGUUUGAGCACGUGGUCUUCUCCAUCGGCCUUCUGAUCGACCUGGUGGUCCCUGAUGUCCCCGAGGAGGUGGAGCUGAAGAUGAAGAGGGAGCACUACAUGGCUAAACAGGCUCUGGCUGAGAACCAGUCUUUGGGGAUAUCCCUGUUUCCUGGUGAGAAGGAAGUCCCGUCCAAGGUCCUGUAACCAUACCAUCAGGACCCCCACAGAGCGUCUCCUCUCCACCAGACCUGAAGGUGAUCCCAGAGGAAACCAGUACAUCAGGCAGCUGCUGAAAGACCUCCACAUCAUCUAGACCCAUAUUCUACUUUUGAUCAACCUCUCUGACAGAUCUGCAACACACUUCUGAGACAUCCACAAGAACUUCAAGAACUGGGAUGAGUCAUACAGGUCUAGAUCUGCAAGACUCCUUCUAGAUAUCUUGAGGAACUACCAAUCUCCUCAUACUCUGUUGGAGCUUAAAGGGAUCUACAAUCAUCUCAGACUUGUGUUGUUGAGUAUCUGCAGAUCUUUACAAUAUCUAAAUUACUUCUAAUGAUCCUGAACAAGAUCUACAAGAUCUUCUGUCCCUAAAUGUCUGUCUGCAGCACAAGAUGACCUUAAAACCAUUAGACGUUUACAAGAUCUACUAGAGUGGUCCUGAACUCUAAGACAUCCUAACGGGCUCUGUGACAGAAAGUCCCACCCAUCCGGUCCCCAUGUCACCCUAUUUCAGAAAAAAGUAUGUACAGUAGUCAGGAGGCAACCUUGGGUUCUAAGUAAAGUCUAUGCUUCAUGUGUCAAACCUCAAUUCUCUCUCCUGACCACCAGGGGACGACUCCUCUGGUUGUAUAGAA
Messenger RNA from Cyclopterus lumpus (lumpfish), 3427 nucleotides. RefSeq names its product anoctamin 7 (gene ano7). Gene Ontology annotation, cellular component: plasma membrane. The record is from RefSeq and is a predicted model, not a curated record. The transcript has 24 exons. Gene Ontology annotation, biological process: chloride transmembrane transport; calcium activated phospholipid scrambling. NCBI's taxonomy places the organism in Eukaryota, Metazoa, Chordata, Actinopteri, Perciformes, Cyclopteridae. The coding region runs from base 201 to 2777 and encodes 858 amino acids. Gene Ontology annotation, molecular function: protein dimerization activity; chloride channel activity.